GAACCUUACCGACCUGCUGCAAACAGUCGGAGCGUCACUUGUGCGGCACCGGAAGCAGCGUGAGAUCCUUAAAGUCGAACGAGCAGCACAGAGAAAAUGUUGAGAAGCGCCUCAGCACAGAUCUUCAGACAGGUGGUGAGACACCAGAGCACAGACGUCAGCCUCAUCCUGGAGAGAUCGAUAAACCGAGUGCAGCUGUUAGGCCGAGUGGGUCAGGACCCGGUGAUGAGACAAGCGGAUGGUCGUAACCCCGUGACCAUCUUCUCGAUGGCGACCAAUGAAAUGUGGCGCACCGGAGAGGGAGAGACGACCUCAGCAGGUGACAUCAGCCAGAAGACGACGUGGCAUCGUGUGUCCGUGUUCAAACCGGGUCUGAGAGACGUGGCCUACCAGUACGUCAAGAAAGGGUCCAGGAUUCUCGUGGAGGGGAAACUGGACUACGGCGAGUAUGUGGACAAGAACCAAGUGAGACGUCAGGCCACCACCAUCAUCGCAGACAACAUCGUCUUCCUGAGCGACAACGUCCGAGACAGAACCUGAAUCACUUUCCUCUCCGUCUCCAUCCAACAACAACAAGACGACGACUUCUUUUUGUAUUUUCCUGUUUGUACAAAAAAAAUAAGACUGAGGACCUGAACGCCACCAAGUAAAGGAACUGACACGUGCAAGAGAAGUCCGGGGAGACAGAAUAUACCGCGAUGCGGGUCACGUUCGAUCUGUGGCGCCUUGAUUCUUGUAUAUAGCCGUUUAAAGAUCACUACUCAAGUUUCACGCGUGAGAAUAAUGUUGGAAAGGAGAAAAAUACCGUGAAAGACAUUUCACUGUGUUUGAAGACAGUCGUAGCUCUGUUAAGAGCAGCUCGUUGAAAAUCAUAGACAAGAAAAGUCGUAGUUUGUCUUCGUCGCAUCAGCUCAGACAAACUCUCUGAGCUCUGUAAAAAUGUUUCUGGAGGAGGAAGAAUAUGAUUCAGGAGCGUGGUGGCCAGAUUUGAUCCGUAACGAACAUUUUAAAGUUUGUGCUUCAGCCUGUUUAGUCUGAUUUGUUUCCACUGGCUUUUAUUUUGAAGUAAUCUCUCUAAUUUCACAAAGAAAACCAAGUCCAAAUUUAUUUUUUCUAGAUCGUCUCUAAAAGGAUUAAGUGUUACCUCUUUAAAAACUCACUGGAUUAUCUGGAUGUUUUCUCGACAGACAGCAAACAUCUCGAGUGCUGCGUUCUUGUUGCGCUUUGCACGUUAAGAAAUUUCAUCGUCGUCGUGUGACGACAGCUUUUUGACCACGAGCUUCAUGAAAAGGAAAAAGGAAGUGUCUGUUAAUGUUCAAUAUUUUUUGUUUGUCUUCUCCACAAAGACCAAAAACAGACCCAGUGUUAGUCACAUCCUCCGAAAGGCUUUCAUGGGGCUUUGUUGACGAGAAUAAAAAUCUUCUACCAGCUUCUGUUCUGGCAUCCAAAUUUCCAGGUUUCCAGUUUCCGCUGCAGUUUUAUUUUCCUGCUCACGUUUGUUUUCUACCGUCUGUAUUUAUCUGUUUUCUGCUUUGUCACUUUCUCAUCAGCUGUUAUCGCUCUCGUUGGUUUCUGAUUUCCAUCCUGAGCAGUGACGGUUUGUUUUCAUCUCACUUCUUCUGCUUCGUUUUCUCUGUAAUGCCUCCUAUAAAUCAUAAUACACCUCGUUUCCCCCCCAGA
Molecule: messenger RNA, 1680 nt
Organism: Larimichthys crocea (large yellow croaker)
Lineage: Eukaryota; Metazoa; Chordata; Actinopteri; Sciaenidae
Gene: ssbp1
Product: single-stranded DNA binding protein 1
Exons: 7
Coding region: 97-540 (147 amino acids)
Biological process (GO): mitochondrial DNA replication; positive regulation of helicase activity
Cellular component (GO): mitochondrial nucleoid
Molecular function (GO): single-stranded DNA binding
Source: RefSeq, a predicted model, not a curated record